This is a messenger RNA of Cladophialophora psammophila CBS 110553, 1167 nucleotides long. RefSeq lists its product as uncharacterized. Gene Ontology annotation, molecular function: hydrolase activity. The record is from RefSeq and is a predicted model, not a curated record. NCBI's taxonomy places the organism in Eukaryota, Fungi, Ascomycota, Eurotiomycetes, Chaetothyriales, Herpotrichiellaceae. The transcript has 2 exons. The coding region runs from base 1 to 1167 and encodes 388 amino acids.
AUGAACACCACCCAUGAUAUCCGCAUGCAUGAUGCCCACGCUCUCCCGCACGAGCCAACAAAGUCGCCCGCCGUUCCUCUUCGCAAUCCCAUCCACCCCUCCGUGAUUGACAAGCUCGACCCUGCCUUUGUGAAACUCUACAACGAUUACAUCGCGAACGACCCUCCCUCAUCCACCGACUUGACGGUGGUGCGCCAGAACUAUUCAGCCUUAUAUUCCUAUGCGGCGGCACCGCCAUCCGGAGUAGGAGGCAUUGGGGAAACACAAGUGCCCGGUUGGAACAAAUAUCCGGGGGACAUCAAUGUGCGGGUCUAUGUACCACCAGGUGAAGAGCCCGGCCAACGCAAAGUGUGGCCCGUCCAUUUCAAUUUCCACGGCGGAGGCUGGGCCGUAGGUGACCUCGAGACCGAUGCGCACGUCUGCCACCACAUCUGCGCCUCUGUCCCUUGCUGCGUAAUUGAUGUUGAAUAUCGACUGAUCCCCGAGUAUCCCUUUCCCAUCGGGAUUAUGGACAGUCUCACAGCCGUCGCACACAUCUUGGCCAAUCACAAAACAUUCUCCAUCGACUCGACAAACAUGACCUUCGGCGGUGAAUCUUCUGGCGCCACUAUCGCUCUCAUCCUCAAUCAUUUGUUCCGCGACGGAGGUUUCGGCGACAAACUCAAGGGUGUCAUUGUUGCGACACCCACCAUCAGCGACGUGAGGAAGUAUGCAACACCCGACAUGAGCCCUUGGCCGAGCAUGAGAGAAUCCGAGUUUGCCCCUCUCCUCAACUGGGAGAAAUUGAAAUGGUUCGACACAUUCAAAUGGAUGUCUUUGUCCAGCCAGCACCCGGGAACAAGGCCGAAGGAACAGAAGCGAGACAUCUCCUGGUUCGCCGAUGCGAUGAAUGCUCCGGAUUUCAAGAACCUGGCCCCCUUUACAUAUGUGGCCACGGCAGAGGUCGAUCCCCUGAGAGACGAGGCUGAAGCAUAUGCAAAGAAAGUUGAGGAGGCGGGCAACAAGAUCGUCCUGAAGAGGUUCAAUGGCAUGCCGCAUCACUUCAUGCACAUGGAUAGAGCGCUACCUCAAGCCCGAGAAUAUGUCCAAGAUGUCAUAUCCCACGUUCGGCAGUGUCUCUAUCCACCUUCCGAGCCGCCUGCCAUGACGACGCCACCGGAAACUUGA